UUGUUCCGGUUGGGGAGACGAAAAUCUAGUUUGUGCCAUGCUGCUCAGACGAUGGACGCUUGCCGCCGCCGGCACCACCCCACACGCAGCAGUGGCCACUUUGACCACUGGCUGUAAACUGUUACCGCACCGAACGCUGUCUUCGUCAUCGAAACCCUUCACACUGGAACCACUGCGCGAUCAUCGGUCGUUCGUGCGUGUCCACGGGACAGAUUCCGUCAGCUUUCUGCAAGGACUGAUGACGAACGAUAUGCGCCACUUGGAGCACUCGCGCUCACUGUACGCCAUGUUUCUGCGCGUGAAUGGCCGUGUGUUUUGUGAUGCGCUCAUCUACCGACACCCGGCAGCUCCGGUGGCCGGCACGACCGACGGUGGAGACUUUCUGCUCGAAUGUGACCGAGCGGUAGCGCCACGGUUAGAGAAACACUUGAAACUGUACCGCUUGCGCAAGAAGGUCCAGGUGCUGGCGGAAGAAACGUAUCAAGCGUGGGUCGCCUUUGUGCCCGACAGUGAAGGAGAGCGACCGGUUGUGACGCUGGACGGAAUUACAACCGGUGACCGGCCCGACGAGGAGCGUGUACAACUGUACAAAGACCCACGUCUACCGCGGCUCGGCUAUCGUGUGCUGAUCCGCGACGAUACACAAGCCGCAUCGAUGGAUCGCUUGUUGCGCCUCGUCCCGGGAGUUAUCGCAACCGAUCGACCACAGUACACACCGUUCCGGUACUCGCUCGGUGUCGGCGAAGGAGAAACCAACCUGCCCGACGGAAAAUGUUUUCCGCUCGAGUGUAACGGUGAUUUCCUGCACGGCGUUAGCUUCCAAAAGGGUUGCUACAUCGGACAAGAACUGACGGCCCGCACCUACCACACGGGCGUGAUACGGAAGCGCUUGAUGCCGGUGCAGUUCACCGGUGGGCCCUCGCAGGCGCUGGAAGGCAUCGCACCGGAAGUGCUGCGUGAAGCGGAGAUCAAAACCGAGGACGGGGCUGUAGUCGGAAAGCUGAGAGGCUACCAAGGGGGUCACGGGCUUGCCUUGCUGCGCGUGGAGAAAGUUUUAACGGGCAGCACACUAACGUUAACCGUCCUCGGCAUCCCCGGGACUAUCCCGUGCCGUACCAAGAAACCCUUCUGGUGGCCAAACGAACUGAACGCACGCUCUUAGGC
Molecule: messenger RNA, 1164 nt
Organism: Anopheles cruzii
Lineage: Eukaryota; Metazoa; Arthropoda; Insecta; Diptera; Culicidae
Product: putative transferase CAF17 homolog, mitochondrial
Exons: 1
Coding region: 38-1162 (374 amino acids)
Cellular component (GO): mitochondrial matrix
Molecular function (GO): protein binding
Source: RefSeq, a predicted model, not a curated record